Molecule: messenger RNA, 1556 nt
Organism: Centruroides sculpturatus (bark scorpion)
Lineage: Eukaryota; Metazoa; Arthropoda; Arachnida; Scorpiones; Buthidae
Product: tigger transposable element-derived protein 1-like
Exons: 1
Coding region: 890-1513 (207 amino acids)
Cellular component (GO): nucleus
Molecular function (GO): DNA binding
Source: RefSeq, a predicted model, not a curated record
GAAGCAUCGAGAUCUGGCAACACUGAGACAAGUUUUGAGAAAUAACACGUAUAUUGACAGUAGGCAGGAAAAGAAAAUUUACAUAGUUAAGUACUUGCUUUAUUCUGUCAGUGGUUUUUAGGCAUUGAACCCCGCCUCUGACCCUUGGGACAAUCCACACCUUUACAAGUAUACUUUAAAACUUUAAUUGUGUCUCUUUUCUGGCUAUGUAGAAUAAAAAUUUUCAGGUAAGUACAGUACUGUAGUAUUGUACUCAACCUUUUUUAAAGAAAUAAUAAUUAUGUUUAUAUUUUUAUGAAUCUGUAGCACUAAGCCAUGUCUGACAAAAAUGAAAAAAUGUCUGUUAAAAGACAUUUCAUCUCCUUACAAACAAAAUUACAAAUUUUAGAUCGGCUCAAAAAGGGCAAAAAGAUAUCAUAUGUCGCCAAAUCAUUGGAUUUAAAUGAAGCAACAAUACGGACUAUAAGGAAAAAUGAACAGAAAAUUAGAUUCCAUUGCUGUAGGCUGUUCUAUCUCCUCAAACAUGACAUCUCGUCCUAGGGCAGCAAUAAUUGAACAGAUGAAAAAAGCCCUUAGCAUCUGGAUUGAAGACUGUUCAAAAAAGCAGAUUCCACUGAGCACCAAUAUUAUUAAACACAAAGCCUUGAAAAUUUACUACUACUUAAAGGAAAAUGGAGAAACUGCUACUAAUCCAGAUUUUGUAGCCAGCAAAGGGUGGUUUGAUCGUAUGAGAAAACGCUUAUCACUACAAAACCUAAAAAUAGAGGGUGAAAGCCGAUAAAGAAGCCGCCAAAAUUUAUCCAAUGGAAUUAAAAAGAAUUAUUGAAGAGGGUGGAUAUUCAACACAUCAGGUUUUUAAUGCCGAUGAGACUGCUCAUUGGUGGAAAAAAUGCCCAAGAGGACAUAUAUUUCUAAAGAUGAAAAAGUUGCGCCAGGUUUCAAGGUAUCAAAAGACCGUGUAACAUUACUUAUGUGCAGUAAUGCUUCAGGCGAUUACAUGGUAAAACCUAUGCUGGUUUAUAAAUCUCUCAAUCCUCGUGCAAUGAAAAACCUGAAUAAGAGUAAUUUACCUGUAUACUGGGCAGCAAAUAGAAAAGCUUGGGUGACUACUGAAUUAUUUAAGAAAUGGUUUUUAAACUGUUUUGUACCAAGUGUGGAAAACUACUUAAAACAGAAAAAUUUAGAUUUUAAAGUUCUACUUAUAUUGGAUAAUGCACCCAGCCAUCCGCAAGAUUUAAAUCAUCGAAAUAUCAAAAUAACUUUUUUACCUCCAAAUACAACUGCUUUACUUCAACCAUUAGAUCAGGGAAUUAUAGCUACAUUUAAAACCAAUUAUAUAAGGAGAUCAUUACAAUGGAUUUUGAAUAAAAUCGAUGAUGAAUCUAUGGACGUUAAGGAGGCGUGGAAACUCUUCACAAUUUUGGACUGCAUUAAUCUAAUAAACUCAUCCAUCAGAGAAAUAAAACCGAUGACAUUAAAUGGAUGUUGGAGAAAAAUAUGGCCGGAGUCAUAAAAUGAAAAUUUGAUCGAGACAGCAGAAAACAGAAUGGAUAAGG